Molecule: messenger RNA, 1116 nt
Organism: Oikopleura dioica
Lineage: Eukaryota; Metazoa; Chordata; Appendicularia; Copelata; Oikopleuridae
Source: the annotation of a GenBank genome assembly
AUGAUCAAAAUGAUCCUAAAGGCUGGUGCAGAUCCGAAUUUAUCUGCGGCUGGACAGGGACGGGGCAAAUAUUUUCAAGCCAUUUCUUGUGUCCAAGACAUCAAAAUAAGCCUUGAACAAGAUACCUUGAAUGGUGCAGAUAUAAACGCCCAGAAUCACUAUGGAUGUACCCCUCUUAUGGAGGCGGUGGCGAAUGGACAUGAAUUGGUGGUGCAGUUGUUGCUAGAAGAAGGUGCGAAUGCGGAUGUUAAAAACUUCAAAAAUCUUUCAUGUAUGGACAUCGCCCGGCAACACGGAUUUCACCGUAUAAGCGAUUUACUAUCCGAUGCUAGUAGAAGACGUCUAUUUGCUUCAUCUACUCAUCCUUCAGGAUAUCAGCUUGGAGAUUCACUUCCAUCAAUAAACAAGGGUCCAGCAGAGUUUGAUCGCAUGAUGGCGCAAGGAGGAGGAAACAACUUUCAAGUCGACGACGAGAUCUUCCAACAAAAGCUGCGCGAUUUGAAAAUCAACAAGUCCGAAAAGCGACUUCCAGUAAAGCAACCUUCACCAGAAGUUCAUAAAAUGCCACAGUAUCAAAAUCCGAUGAUGCCUCAACCAACGGCGGAUGGAUUUGGGUCUAUAAAAGAAAUUCUUGAUUCGAUUGGUUUGGCCAAAUAUGAAACUGUUUUUAUUGAGCAAGAUAUCGACUUGCAAGUAUUUUUAACCCUAAGCGAGCAAGAUCUGAAAGAGAUUGGGAUUAAUCUUUUUGGCCCUAGAAGAAAGCUGGCAAACUGCAUUUCCAGGAUUCAAGAAGGCUUGAAAACAAAAAUAAACGGGGUCGAGCAAGUUUAUGCAGACCGUCUUCAGGCAAAACUGGCCCAAGAAGAGGCAGAACGUGAAAAAGUACAGUCCCAAAUGAGCGAACUCGCGCUUUUGCUGAAACAAGAAAAACAACUGCGUGUUAUUGCGGAGCAGUUCGUCCAAGACAGCGAAGUAAACAACAACAGAUUUCAACAGAUACUGCAAACAGUGCUAUCGGAAGUGGAGAUAAUGAUGCGAAGCGAACAGUCUAAUGGCAGCCUCAAGGAGCGACUGAAUUUACUCAGACGAACGCUGAUCCGAUACUGUUCCCAAUAA